UCAGUCAUAAACUUCAAGAACCGCGUAAUGUACUCAGUUUUGUUGGUUACCUUACUUUUACUUAGUAAUUUCCUUUAUCCACUCGAAGCUGUUAUCGAAGAAUAUUUGAAUCCAGCAGUAAAUCCAUGUGAAGACUUUUAUCAAUACGCCUGUGGCAAUUGGAAUGCAGUUAAUCCGAAUGUGAACUCCAGUGAUACGCUUAGCCUCCUCGAUGCCAGCAUUAAUGACAAAGUUAGGAAACUUCUGGAAUCCGAUGACCAGCACCAGGAGCACCCGGGAAUUCUGGAGAAAGUCCAGACAUUUUAUAAGUCUUGCAAGAGUUUAAAGGUUAACGAUAUGAGCUUGUUCUUGGAUAUUGUGAAACCUAAGAGCGGUUGGGCUGUUUCCAGUUCUUGGGAUGAAUCUAAAUUUGACUGGGUUUCAGCUAUCGCUGAAUUGAAAAAAUACGGUGCUAAUAUAUUUCUGAAGCAGGCUAUUAUACCACGCUGGAAUAACUCAAAUUUGAGUAUAAUUUAUCUGGACACAGUCAAGUUCCAGCCUAGCUCGAAGGAGUCCCUACAAUCAAUUCUUCAGAGAGCUUCACUCAACACUUCCCUGGCCGAUGAAUUCACUUUGUUCGAAAAGGAGCUUUCUCCGAUUUUUCCAAAUCCUUAUGCAUACGACUAUGACGAUAAUACGCUAGAACGUUCGUUUGAUUAUGUUGAAAAACGUGUGCCCCAGAUAAAUUGGCAGAAGUAUUUUUCAACAAUUUUUGGACAAGAACUCGACCUCAACACACCGAUGAUGGUUGACCACCUUGAUGUAAUGAGUAAACUGGUUCAGCAUUUGCAGACAACUCCACCCAGAACAUUGUCCAAUUACAUAAUGAUCAAAUUCCUUCAGUUCCUUGACGAAUACAGCAUCGAGUACAUUAAUCCCGUCGAGUGUGUACGGGUAGUUCAUCAAGCAAUGCCUCUGGCAGUGGACCACAUUAUCGAGAAUCACUUUUACGAUCACGAACACGAUCAGGUAGUACUAGACCUACUCAAUUAUUUGAAGAUCGAGUUUUUAGCUGAAGUCUCGAAGCUUUAUGAAAGUCAGAAGGACGUGCUAUUGUUCAUCUACACCAAGGUAUCUGUUAUGGAUGUCCAAAUCGGCAACUCCGAUAGGAAUAUGACUCUUGAUGCUGUGGCGCAAUAUUAUCAAAGUCUUGAAAUCAAGGAAGACAAUUUUUAUUCAAACCUUCUAAGGGCCUUUAAAUUUAAGGUCAACAAGGAGCUGCAAUGGCUGAGGGGUGAACCAAAUGUUAUUGCUUAUCAUUGGAGCGUGACUCCUAGUCCUUUCAUUUUGCAACCAAAAAAUAGAAUUAUUGUCCCGUUGACUCUUCUCCAGGAUAGAAUUUUCGGCAACGAUACAGCAACCGAUAAAUACAGUGUUCUCGGAUUCAUUAUUGGCCAUGAACUUCUUCACGGCUUCGACUUGUAUGGAAUCAACUAUGAUUAUAAUGGUUCGAUGGUUGAAAGUGCGUUAACAUGCAAUCCAAGUUAUUUUGAACAAAUUAAAUGCGUCGAUGAGUUGGAGGACGUAAGGAUUGUGGAGAAAAUUUCGGAUAUUGGUGGAAUACGUUUAGCUUAUGAUGCCUUCCAGCGAUCUUUAAUCCAGAAUGGAAGGAGUAUUAUGGAUAAUGGGGGAACAACAAAUGCCAGGUCAUUGGGACAGUCCUUUUUUAUUGAUUUCGCACAAUUUUUCUGUGGAAAAUUGGAGAAUGAUAAAUCAACAAAGUCACAAGGUUUGGUUGUUCAUGCGAGCGACGAGAUGAGAUUAAAAUGGUCGAUAGCGAAUUUCGACAAAUUUGGAAAUUUUUUUAACUGUCCUCUGGGAAGUGCUAUGAAUCCAGAAAAGAAGUGUAGAGUUUGGUAGAUGCUUUUUUUAUAUUGCA
Molecule: messenger RNA, 1918 nt
Organism: Eupeodes corollae
Lineage: Eukaryota; Metazoa; Arthropoda; Insecta; Diptera; Syrphidae
Product: membrane metallo-endopeptidase-like 1
Exons: 1
Coding region: 28-1899 (623 amino acids)
Biological process (GO): protein processing
Cellular component (GO): plasma membrane
Molecular function (GO): metalloendopeptidase activity
Source: RefSeq, a predicted model, not a curated record